AUGACACUCGGACCAACGCGAACAGCCACCAUUGGUUUUAUCUCCGUACACCGGCCUCAUCACAAAUAUCGAUACCAUCCUCCGCGCUGCAUUUCGCCAGGAAGGAGAAGACAUUUCAACCCAUGGCUGCGACACCCGUGGCUGGUGAGAGGGUGUGGUGGUGGUGGUGUGGAAAGAGCAGAGAAUAGGAUGGAGUUAGAGGAGGAGCAGGAGGUGGGGGAAGAGGAAGAGGAAGAGGAGGAAGAGGAGGAGGAGGAAGAGGAGGAAGAGGAGGAGGAGGAGGAGGAGGAGGAGGAGGAGGAGGAGGAGGAGGAGGAGGGAGAGGAGGAGGAGGAGGAGGAGGAGGAGGAGGAGGAGGAGGAGGAGGAGGAGGAGGAGGAGGAGGAGGAGGAGGAGGAGGAGGAGGAGGAGGAGGAGGAGGAGGAGGAGGAGGAGGAGGAGGAAGGUGAGGUGCGUGCUGCAUCCCUGUAG
Closterium sp. Yama58-4 is the source of this 471-nucleotide messenger RNA. The record is from the annotation of a GenBank genome assembly. NCBI's taxonomy places the organism in Eukaryota, Viridiplantae, Streptophyta, Zygnematophyceae, Desmidiales, Closteriaceae.